AUGUCAAAUAGUGAUGAACAUCAGCGGCGGUCACCAGACUGCGUGUUCUUUGCUCGUUCGACUACAGCAAAAACCAAAGCCGGACGUUCCAAAAAAGGACGUGCUUCGAAAGCCUCCCGCAUGUCUACACAGUCGAACUUCACCACUGUUUCUGAAGGUGUCUCAGUCGCAGAUACCGAUGCCCACGGUAAUGAUAGUAUCAUGUCUGUGGUCGAGCCAGCCAAGGCCGCGAAAUCAGGGAAAGGGGCAAAGAAGGGGGCCAAAGCUAAAAAGCUAGCAGCCAAGUCAAAGAGACAAGCUAGCAAAGCAGUGGACGAAAAUACACAGGUCGCUAGUAGUUUUCUGGAGCCAGAGGAUGAUAAUUUCGAGGUAAAAGUCGAGAUCGGUCCUACGCAGCGUAACCGGAACAAGAAAAGAAAAAGCGACGAGAUAAGCACAACGAAUGACGUGUCGAACCAGGCAGAGGCUCAUACCCAGGAGGAGGAUUCUCAAGACCAACCAAAAAAGCGGCGUGCAACAAGAACACGAGGAAGUAUGGCGCAGACGCGCAGUGCACCUAGUCCUCCUCCACAGGAAGAGCACGACCAUGAUGCACAAAUGACAGAUGCUGAGGCUAUUCCUCCACCAGUGCCACCUCGGGGUCAGAAGAAAGGGAAAAGCGGCAGCAAAAGAGGCUCCUCUAACGUACGCAAAGCCUCAACUGUAUCGGCUGCGUCUAAGGCUUCUCUUCGAGCCACCAUGCCUCCCGACGAGGAAAUCGAUGCAGCGUUGGAAGCAGAGCUAGACCGCCCCUUGACAGAUGAAGAGGGCGAUAUUGAGCCACCUGCCAUGGCAGCACCCAAGGGUCGGCGCCUGACAAGGACAAAACCUGGAUCGAGGAAGGCGACCGCAUCUGUUGCGUCAACCCGAAGAACGACUAGAGCAAGUACAGUCACAAUGGAUGACUCGACGAUGCAAGGCAUAUAUCCAUCCUUGCCGGAUCCUGUCGAAGAGGCUCGUGUGCCGACUACCGAGAAGAACGAACAUGCGGCCUUAGCGCAUGACAAUUCAGAACAUUCAGGAUCAGAAGACCAUCAGAGGAAAGUAAGAACACGCAAAUCGGAGCAACAAAACGGAUACAACAAGGAGCCGAAGAAGUCGGAGGAGUCAAUCGCCGCUGCUGGGGAUAAGAUGGACGAAGAAACGCCCGUAACAGAGCCUCAGCAGCCAAGAAGCAGACAAGCAUCCAGAAAAUUGUCAGCACGGAACACCCGAGUAUCAGACAUCCCUAGUCCUUUCGAAGCUAUAGAUCCGGGUUCCGAUAUCAACAGCUCCACUCUAGGCACGCAGACCGCUCAGGAUGACUCGGGGCAUGAGACUGAUGCUAGCGUUGUGAAGCAAGCUUGCACCAAACGUGGUAGUAAGAAGGCUCCUGCAAAGAAGGUGAAAGGAGGUAAGAAGACUGCGUUGAUGAGCCGAAAUAUCGAAGACCUCGUGCAGCCUAUUGUAGUGAAUGUAUCGCCUGUAGAGCAAGGUACUCACACAGGUCCGGUCGAUCAUGAUACUGGCAGCGAGGGAUCCGUCCCCGUGGAUGUUGAAGAAGCAAAGAAGCAACGGAAACCAUCGAGAGCGAUCGCGAAAUCGGGCAAGACCAAGAAGACUCUGCUGGAGCCUGAGGCCUUCGCGCCAGAAGGAUCAGCAGCUCUGCUGAUUGACCAGCCAAGUACAAUGGAGGAGACCGAAGUCGCUCGCCCUUCACCGCAAUCACUAUCAGAACAUUUGACCCCAAGGCCAGCUCCCUCUCCGCAAUCGUCCGAUGCUGAAAAUCAACCGCCGUCGUCUCGCUCAUCCAAACUCCGCCCUCCACUUCUUAUGCAAUCUCCUUCAAAAUCACAAAUAAAUCGUGUCCCACUGGCAGUCACCACGCCCGUCAGCUCCCCCUCGAGAAACAACAUCUCAAUGCUACAGACCAUUAUCCCAUGGACUGCGAUUGAGAUGGAACACAUCUUCGAGGGUACGCCGACUACAGACAAGGAGAACAGCCCUUUUGCCUUUAAGGAAGCAGGCAAGAGAGUGAAAAGUCCAUUCACAAGCCCGGAGAAGAAGUUGACAGUCGAGGAAUGGAUUCAAUCUAAUGCGCAGAGAGGAGAGGAAAAACUGCGUAACGAAUGUGAGCGGCUAGUGGGGAAGUUUGAGGACCAGGGUAUGCGAGCAUUGAGAGUACUAGAGGGCAUUGUAGCUUCAAUCGGGGUUCCUGUCGAAUGGAUGAAACGCAUUUCCCCCGUCCUUUCGCCUCUCCAAUCCUCGCACACUUAUGAGCACCAAAAAGUCUCUUUGGGAACACGAGGUAUGAACGGCAGUACCUCGCAAAUAUGGAAUCAAACCAAUUCGCACUACUUGGAUAACAAAAGGGCAGCGGCCGAACACUUCGAUUUCGAUGCCACAGUUGGGAUUACAAAGUCUCGAAAUCAACAGAAAAUUGCGACAGUUCGAGCAUCCCUCCAACAAGCAAACGCUGUGAGCGAUCAGCUGCGCUAUGGACGAGGGUCGGUGACAAAAGUCUCUGCCGACUUUUAG
This is a messenger RNA of Letharia lupina, 2556 nucleotides long. RefSeq lists its product as uncharacterized. The transcript has 3 exons. The coding region runs from base 1 to 2556 and encodes 851 amino acids. The record is from RefSeq and is a predicted model, not a curated record. NCBI's taxonomy places the organism in Eukaryota, Fungi, Ascomycota, Lecanoromycetes, Lecanorales, Parmeliaceae.